Molecule: messenger RNA, 4440 nt
Organism: Oldenlandia corymbosa var. corymbosa
Lineage: Eukaryota; Viridiplantae; Streptophyta; Magnoliopsida; Gentianales; Rubiaceae
Source: the annotation of a GenBank genome assembly
AUGGAUGACCAGAAGGACACUGACAAGGACAAUCAAGAUGACGAGAAAGAGAAUAAUCACGACGACGAUGAGAUGGGAGAUAUUGAGAAUGAUGAGGGUUCUUCCGAUUCGUUUAUCGAUGAAUCCGACGACACAGACGGCGAAGUUUCCCAACCCGAGGAACCUUUGACGGAGCAAGAAACGGAAGAGCUAAUCAAUGAGCUCAUUGAAGUGGAGAGUAAGGCUGCUGAAGCCCAAGAGGCAUUGGAGCAGGAGUCUUUGGCGAAAGUGGAGGCUGAAGUUAGAGAAGAAUUGCAGCAAACUCUUGAUGGAGAUGAUUUGGAGAAAGCUGUAGCUGAGGAAAUGCAGACUUUGAAGGAAGAUUGGGAAAAUGUCCUCGACGAGCUUGAGACAGAAAGUUCUUAUCUACUGGAACAACUUGAUGGUGCCGGUAUCGAACUCUCAAAAUUGUAUAAAUGGAUCGAAAGUCAGGUUCCUCUUGGUUGCUCCACGGAAGCGUGGAAAAUGAGAACCCAUUGGGUUGGAUCUCAACUCAACACCGAAGGUACCAAUUGGAUUGCUGAGGCUGAUAAGUAUCUUCAGACCCACAGACCUGUCAGAAAACACCAUGGAAAAGUAUUGGAGGAGGGUGCCAGUGGUUUUCUGGAAAGAAAACUUGCUGUAAAUGCUGGUCAUGUAGCUGCUACUGAUAAUUUACAUGUUGACUGGUAUUCCUUCAACCAACUUUGCUCUGAUAAAUCUUCUUUGGAGGGAAAAUCAUUUGGGAGCAAGGAGUGGGCUUCUGUUUACUUGGCCGAGACCCCGCAGCAAGCUGCUGAGUUGGGCAUUAAAUUCCCUGGAGUUGACGAGGUUGAGGAGAUUGGUGACAUUGAGAGCAGCUCUGUUCCAGAUGCAAUAGCCAUUGAAGGAGAUUCAAGCCUCACAGAAGAACAAAAAAGAAAAUUUAGGAAGGUGAAGGAGGAAGAUGAUACAAACAUAAUUAGGAAGCUUCAAAAUAAAUUAAAGCGAAGGAGGCAGAUAAAGAAAAGCCAAAAGGAAACUCUUCAGACUGAAAAUUACUCUGAAGUGCUAAGUUUGGACUGUAUUGCAAAUCCAGAAAACCUGGAUUGCGGUGGCGGGGAUACAUUGUUGGUUGCUCAAUCAGCUUCUCCGAGUUUUAUUGACUCUGGGGACAAAAAAUUUUCUGAUGAUCGUAAUCAACUUGAUUGUGAGAAUCUCAUUACCAGAUCUCCUUUGAGACUUAAUGGAAGUGCGAUGAUGGAUGUGGAAACUGAAGAAAAUAUCUUGUCUUCCGAGGUUCCCCUCCAGAAGAUUGAGACAAAAGAAUUCCACUGUACUGCAUGUGAUAAAUUAUCUAGGCAACCCUGCUUGCAUCCUCUUAUGAAAGUAAUUAUAUGCCUGGAUUGCAAAAAAGUUUUGGAAUCAAAGAUGGCGGUGAAGGACAUCGACUGCUCCGAGUGCUACUGUGGAUGGUGCGGCCAGAACAGUAACUUGAGAAGCUGUAAAUCGUGUCGAACCUUUUUCUGUACUAGUUGCAUAAAGAGGAACCUUGGAGAAAACUUCUUGUCGCAAAUCCAGAAAUUUGGCUGGCAGUGUUGCUGUUGCUCUCCAAGUGUGCUGCGAGAUUUGAUUUCAGAAGCUGAAAAAGUAACUGAAUCUGGUGUUCUGAUUUAUUCCAGUUCAGACACCGAUUCAGAUGAUUCCGAUUCAAAUGCUGUUAUAGAUGUCAGUACCAGGAGAAGACGUAAAAAGAAGAUUCGGAGAAUACUUGAUGACACUGAAUUAGGGGAAGAGACUAAAAGGAAAAUUGCGAUUGAAAAGGAACGCCAAGAACGUCUCAAGUCACUGGAGGCUCAAUUUGCAAAGAAGUCUUCCAUGGCAAGUUCUGCAAGCUGUACUUGGCACUUGUUAGAUGGUGGCAGUAAUGACAUGCUAGGUGAUACUGUAACGGGCUACAUAGUUAAUGUUGUCAGAGAUGAAGGUGAAGAUCCUGUCAGAAUCCCGCCCAGCAUCUCUGAUAAACUGAAGUCUCACCAGAUUGCCGGGGUUCGUUUCAUGUGGCAGAAUGUCAUAGAAUCUGUGAAACGAGUUAAGUCUGGAGAUAAGGGCCUUGGUUGUAUAUUAGCUCAUACAAUGGGUUUGGGUAAAACACUCCAGGUUAUUGCUUUCCUGUACGCUGUAAUGCAAAAUGCUGAUUUGGGGUUGCGAACUGUGCUCAUUGUGACUCCUGUAAGUGUCCAGCACAAUUGGCGCAAUGAGUUUAACAAAUGGAAACCAUUAGAAGUGAAGCCUCUUCGUGUCUUCAUGCUGGACGAUGUUCCUAGGGAAAGAAGAGCGGAGUGGCUUUUGAAAUGGAGAUCAAAAGGUGGUGUUUUCUUGAUUAGUUACGCUGCUUUUAGAAGUUUGUCGCUUGGGAAGAGUGUUAAAGAUCGUGAAGCAGCAAGGCAAAUUUGUACUACUCUUCAGGAUGGACCAGAUAUACUUGUUUGUGAUGAGGCCCACAUAAUCAAGAAUACUAGGGCUGACGUAACUCAGGCCUUGAAACAAGUCAAAUGCCAAAGAAGGAUUGCAUUGACUGGAUCACCUCUUCAGAACAAUCUAAUGGAAUACUACUGUAUGGUUGAUUUUGUACGAGAAGGAUUUCUGGGUAGCCGCCAUGAAUUUAGAAAUCGUUUUCAGAAUCCCAUAGAGAAUGGUCAACUUACCAAUUCAACUGCAAGUGAUGUGAAGAUUAUGAACCACAGAUCUCAUAUUCUCUAUGAACAACUGAAGGGCUUUGUUCAGAGAAUGGACAUGACUGUUGUUAAAGAUGAUUUACCCCCCAAGACUGUUUUUGUCGUAGCUGUGAAGCUUUCACCUUUGCAGAGAAAGUUGUAUAAAAGAUUUCUUGAUGUUCAUGGUUUCACAAAGGACAAGGCUUUUAAUGAAAAGGUGAAGAGAAGAUGCUUUUUCGCUGGUUAUCAAGCCUUGGCUCAGAUAUGGAACCAUCCUGGAAUUUUACAAUUAAUGAAAGAAGGCAAAGAGUCUGUUAGAUGUGAAGAUGAUGUGGAGCAUUUAACUGGUGAAGACAGCUCAAGUGAUGAGAACAUAGAUGACAAUGUUAUUCCAGGAGAAAAGCUGGGAAACAGCUCUAUUUUUGGGGACAGAAAGAACGAUAAUGGCUUUCUUCAUGAGGAUUGGUGGAGCGAUCUACUUCAGAACAAUACCUAUGAAGAGGUUGAUUACAGUGGCAAAAUGGUUCUUCUAAUGGAUAUUCUGAAAAUGUGCUCUGAUAUGGGAGAUAAGGCAUUAGUCUUUAGUCAGAGCUUAUCAACCCUGGACUUAAUUGAGAUUUAUCUCUCAAAAUUAUCUCGCCCAGGGAAAUCUGGAAAAUGUUGGAAACGUGGAAAAGAUUGGUAUAGAUUGGAUGGAAAAACAUUGGGUUCUGAAAGGCAAAAACUGGUGGAAAAAUUCAACGACCCCUCCAAUAGAAGGGUGAAAUGCACCUUGAUAUCAACUAGAGCUGGAUCCUUGGGUAUCAAUCUUCAUUCCGCUAAUCGCGUAAUCAUAGUGGAUGGUUCCUGGAAUCCAACAUAUGAUCUUCAGGCUAUAUUUCGGGCUUGGAGAUAUGGGCAGACAAAACCUGUCUUUGCUUAUCGCUUGCUAGGUCAUGGAACAAUGGAGGAGAAAAUCUACAAGCGUCAGGUGACUAAAGAAGGACUUGCAGCAAGAGUGGUUGAUAGGCAGCAAGUAUAUCGGACUAUAUCCAAAGAGGAAAUGCUGCAUCUAUUUGACUUUGGUGAUGAUGAAAAUGCUGAUCCACUGCUUGGUUUAGUACAAGAGAAUUCAAGUGCAUCCGAUUUCAGUGUAAGCAGCAGUAUUGGAGGUUUUACAAAACAGAAAGUUCCUUCUCCUGGAAGCAUGUCUUCAGACAAAGUGAUGCAGAGCUUAAUCACCAGGCAUCAAUUAAGGUGGAUAGCAAAUUAUCAUGAACAUGAAACGCUCUUGCAAGAGAAUGAAGAGGAAAAGCUGUCAAAAGAAGAGCAGGAACAGGCUUGGGAAGUAUAUAGGAAAACAUUUCCAGUUGAGUGUGAGUGGGAAGAGGUGUCAAGAAUUUCCCCUGACGAAUCCACAUUUGAGCAACACCAGUUGAUGGAUGUCAAACCUGGAGUAAAAAGAAAAACUUCUCCUACUGAACAGCAGAAAUUACGGGGUGGGGAAAAUGCGGUUGAUUUAAAAAAGCCUUCUGUCGCCUCCAACUCUCUCCCAUCUGCUCCUGAGAAAAAGUUUGUAUAUGUCCCCGAGAGAGCCAAAGAUCGUAUAACCAUACGAAAGUGUACGAAUCUUUCGCAUUUGCUCACCCUUAGAAGUCAGGGAACAAAGAUGGGUUGCUGCACUGUUUGUGGAGAAUGUGCUCAGGAAAUUAGUUGGGAGACCCUAAACAGGACAGCAAAUAAGUGA